AGCCCAACAAGACCGGCCUCGCCAGUGGGGCCAGCUUCAGUGCCAUAGAGCUGCAGGAGGGCGAGCAGUUGUGGACCGGAGGCGUGGACAUUGCCGAUGCGUUCUACAACAUGGGCUUGCCGAGUGAUCUACGACGAUACUUUGCUCUUCCUCGGUUGCGUGGUGGCGACCUCGGAUUCAGGAGCGUCGAGGGCCAGUCCGUUCUGAGCCGAGCCUGGGCCCGCCCGUGCUUGGCGGUCUUGCCGAUGGGCUGGUCGCACGCGCUCGACUUCUGCCAGAGGGUGCACUGGGCGAUAGUGCUGGAGAAGGGGGGGGCUUUCACGGCCUACGUGGACAACUUCGUCGCCUUCGGGACGGGGCCCGAGAGGCCUGCCGAUGUGCUGGACGCGGCUCGGAAAGCCCUGGAAGGUGCGGGGCUCCCGGUGCACCCGACCGAGCCCCCCGCCACCGUCUCGGAGCAGUUGGGCUGGGCUUUCGACGGGGAGCGAGGGGCCAUGCGCCCCAAGAAUCGCCGUGUCUGGAGAUUGAGGCUGGGGCUUCUGGAACUCUUGAAGAAGGGGUGCGCCACGGGCCGCCAAGUCGGCAAGGUCGCUGGACACUAUGCCUUCAUCACGCUCGCUCAGAG
Molecule: messenger RNA, 625 nt
Organism: Prorocentrum cordatum
Lineage: Eukaryota; Dinophyceae; Prorocentrales; Prorocentraceae
Source: the annotation of a GenBank genome assembly